GAGACACAAGCGUGGCCUUUCUGUGUUAACUUCAGCUGCCCAGAAGGCAUCAUGGAUCUGGGGAAACCCAGGAAAAACGUGCUGGCAGUGGCUCUCCUUGUCAUUUUCCAGGUAUGUUUCUGCCAAGAUGAGGUCACAGAUGAUUACAUCGGUGAGAACACCACGGUGGACUACACUCUGUAUGAGUCUGUGUGCUUCAAGAGAGAUGUGCGGAACUUUAAGGCCUGGUUCCUCCCUCUCGUGUAUUCAGUCAUUUGCUUUGUGGGCCUGCUGGGCAACGGGCUGGUGGUGCUGACAUACAUCUACUUCAAGAGGCUCAAAACCAUGACGGACACCUACCUGCUCAACCUGGCGGUGGCAGACAUCCUCUUCCUCCUGACCCUCCCCUUCUGGGCCUACAGCGAAGCCAAGUCCUGGAUCUUUGGUGUCUCCCUGUGUAAGAGCAUCUUUGGCAUCUACAAGAUCAGCUUCUUUAGCGGCAUGCUCCUGCUCCUGUGCAUUAGCAUCGACCGCUACGUGGCCAUUGUCCAGGCCGUGUCCGCACACCGCCACCGCGCCCGCGUGCUUCUCAUCAGCAAGCUGUCCUGUGUGGGCAUCUGGAUGCUGGCCCUAUUGCUUGCCACCCCAGAGCUGCUGUACAGCGGCCUCCAGAAGAGAAGCAACGAGGACGCGUGGAGAUGCUCCCUUAUCAUCGACCAGGUGGAGACCUUGAUCGUCACCCAAGUGGCCCAGAUGCUUAUCGGGUUUCUAGUGCCGCUGCUGGUUAUGAUUUUCUGCUACUUUGUCAUCAUCCGCACCCUGCUUCAGGCACGAAACUUUGGACGGAACAAGGCCAUCAAGGUGAUCAUAGCUGUGGUUGUGGUCUUCGUAGUCUUCCAGCUGCCCUACAAUGGGGUGGUCCUGGCCCAGACGGUGGCCAAUUUCAACAUCACCAACAGCAGCUGUGAAGUCAGCAAGCAGCUCAACAUUGCCUAUGAUGUCACCUACAGCCUGGCUUCUGUCCGAUGCUGUGUCAACCCUUUCUUGUAUGCCUUCAUUGGUGUCAAGUUCCGGAGUGACCUCUUUAAGCUCUUCAAGGACCUGGGCUGCCUCAGCCAGGAACAGCUCCGGCAAUGGUCUUCCUGCCGCCAUGUGCGGCACGCCUCCAUGAGCCUGGAGGCCGAGACCACCACCACCUUCUCCCCAUAGGGGGCUCCCCUGCAUGGACUUCAGGGACCUCUUCCCAGGGGCCCUAAGGUAGGGACUGAGGGGGAGGGCCUAUGCAAGGACUCAAGACCCACCAAAGAGCUGCUGAGGGAAGAUCAGUUCUGGCCAGUCAGGCUAAAACCUUGGGGCCUAAGAAACAGCUUAACCCCAACCCAUGCAUGCUACCUCAACCAUGGCUGAAAGAGAUGAGGCCGAGAAGUCAAUACCCAAACCAGGACAGCUGUGCCCAAACUGACAGCCAAAAGUGAAAGCUGAGAGGCCAUCACACCUUCUGGAGUGAAGGGCGUGGGGCCGGUGAACACCCUGGUAGUGGAGUAAACUCCUGAGGCCUCAGAAUGAACCUUCUUCCAGCCUGGAGCGAUGAUGUCCCAUAGACCCAAGGACUGGGGGUCACAUAGUCCAGAAACCCGGGGUUUUUGUCUCCAAACCCAAGUUGGUAGGAUCACACCCUGGGAGCCAUUGACUGGUCUGACUGACAGGGACUGAACACCCUCCUCCCACCUCCUUUCCUACUGUCAUCAAGCUGGCAAGAGAUGGCAGUCUCCCUCGAUGCUCCCUCAGAGCACCUCUGUCCCUCCCCUUCUACCUCCUCCUCAGCUCUCCUCAGGAAUGGAUGAUGUUUCCUGAGGGCCAGGCCACAACAUCAGGCUGUAUGCAGCCCCAGCUGAGGCUCC
This is a messenger RNA of Acomys russatus (golden spiny mouse), 1880 nucleotides long. RefSeq names its product C-C motif chemokine receptor 7 (gene Ccr7). Gene Ontology annotation, cellular component: membrane. Lineage: Eukaryota; Metazoa; Chordata; Mammalia; Rodentia; Muridae. The transcript is spliced from 3 exons. Gene Ontology annotation, molecular function: chemokine (C-C motif) ligand 19 binding; C-C motif chemokine 19 receptor activity; chemokine (C-C motif) ligand 21 binding. The record is from RefSeq and is a predicted model, not a curated record. Gene Ontology annotation, biological process: immune response; inflammatory response; chemotaxis. The coding region runs from base 52 to 1188 and encodes 378 amino acids.